This is a messenger RNA of Musa acuminata subsp. malaccensis (wild Malaysian banana), 2919 nucleotides long. RefSeq names its product probable xyloglucan glycosyltransferase 7. The record is from RefSeq and is a predicted model, not a curated record. Lineage: Eukaryota; Viridiplantae; Streptophyta; Magnoliopsida; Zingiberales; Musaceae. Gene Ontology annotation, molecular function: glycosyltransferase activity. Gene Ontology annotation, cellular component: Golgi apparatus.
UUUCCCCACCAAUCAUGGUUUCCUUCUCCCUCUGCUUCUUCAACAUUCCGUCCUCUGAAUCCGCGUAGCGAAAGAAGUAUCACUUUUUUGAAGAGUAGGAGGAUGACUAUUGAUUGCAUCGGUGUCGCCUUCUCCAGCUGUAAUCCCGCUUUCUUCCAGCGUCUCGCAGCAAAUCGUCGGGAGACGUGGUGAGCUGUUUUUGAUUCGAUUUGGUGGUGCUUUUUGUCGUCGUGCCGUUCUUAUUGCUGGAGAGGCGGAGCAGCGGCAGCUCGUCCUCAAGCUGUAACUGAUGGGGGGUUAAGUGUGCACCGCAGGGCUCGUCUUCUCAUAGUUUCUGCCUUGGGAGAGGCAUUGCGCUUGCAAUUUUUAGUUUUGAUGUCUGAUUUGUGAGGAAAAGCUGGUUCCGGGGCCAGAUUCGUAGGAAAGGUGAGAUCUUGAUCGAGUCUAGGAGUAAUGGCGCCGUCGUUCCACUGGUGGGGAAAGGACGACUACCGUGGGACGUCGGUGAUCGUGAAGAUGGAGAACCCCAACUGGUCCAUCUCAGAGAUGUCCUCCCCCGACGGCGACGGCAACGAGUACGGUGUCGAUGGCGGCGGUGGGCAGGAGUUAGCGGGAGUGGGGGCGAGGAAGGGCGGCCGCGGGAAGAACGCGAAGCAGUUCACUUGGGUGCUGCUCCUCAAGGCCCACCGUGCCGCCGGGUGUCUCACCUCCCUCGCCUCCGCCGCCGUCGGCCUCGCGUCUGCCGUGCGCCGGCGCGUGGCCGCCGGGCGGACCGACUCCGACGCAGCCUCCUCGCCUCCCGGGGAGAGCCCUGUUCUGCGCACCCGGUUCUAUUCUUGCAUCAAACUCUUCCUCUGGCUCUCGGUACUUCUGCUGGGGUUCGAGGUUGCCGCCUACUUGAAAGGCUGGCAUUUGGGCACCAUCGAGCUGCAGCGUCUGUUGGUUAUGCCUGCUUCCUUCGGCGCUUGGGGUCUCUUUGAGACGUUGUAUGCCGAAUGGGUGCAACUGCGGUCGGAGUACAUCGCGCCGAUUCUCCAGUUCCUGGCCAACACCUGCGUCAUCCUCUUCCUCAUUCAAAGCGCCGACCGCCUCAUCCUCUGCCUCGGCUGCUUCUGGAUCCGCUUCAAGAAGAUCCAACCCGUGCCAAUGCAGGCCGUCGGCAAGGAUCCCGAGUCCGGCGGCGAGGACUUCCCGAUGGUAUUGGUCCAGAUUCCCAUGUGCAACGAGAAGGAGGUGUACCAGCAAUCGAUUGCCGCAGUGUGUAAUUUGGAUUGGCCGAGAUCCAACAUUCUAAUUCAGGUAUUGGAUGAUUCUGAUGACCCGACGACACGAACAAUGAUCGAGGAGGAGGUGGAGAAGUGGCAGCAGAAUGGCGCCCGCAUUGUGUACCGCCACCGGGUUCUCCGAGAAGGUUACAAGGCUGGAAAUCUCAAGUCGGCCAUGAAUUGUGGCUACGUGAAGGAUUACGAGUUCGUCGCCAUCUUCGAUGCUGAUUUCCAGCCGUCUCCGGACUUCUUGAAGCGGACCAUUCCUCACUUCAACGAGAACGAGGAGCUGGGGCUGGUGCAGGCGAGAUGGGCUUUCGUGAACAAAGGCGAGAACUUGCUGACCCGGCUGCAGAACAUCAACUUGUGCUUCCACUUCGAGGUGGAACAGCAGGUGAACGGAGUGUACCUCAACUUCUUCGGCUUUAAUGGGACUGCUGGAGUUUGGAGAAUCAAGGCACUUGAGGAUGUCGGAGGGUGGCUGGAGAGAACCACGGUGGAGGAUAUGGACAUUGCAGUCCGAGCUCACCUGAAGGGAUGGAAGUUCAUUUUCCUCAAUGAUGUGGAGUGCCUGUGUGAAUUGCCCGAGUCGUAUGAAGCUUACAGGAAGCAGCAACAUCGGUGGCAUUCUGGCCCAAUGCAGUUAUUUAGACUCUGCUUGCCCGACAUUUUACGAUCCAAGAUUGGGUUUUGGAAGAAAUCGAACUUGAUACUUCUGUUCUUCCUUCUCCGCAAACUAAUACUGCCUUUCUACUCUUUCACCUUGUUCUGCAUCAUCCUCCCCAUGACCAUGUUCAUCCCAGAGGCUGAGCUCCCUGCAUGGGUGGUGUGCUAUGUUCCCGCGACCAUGUCCUUCCUCAGCAUCCUGCCUGCACCAAGAUCUUUCCCAUUCAUCGUCCCAUAUCUCCUCUUCGAGAACACCAUGUCUGUGACCAAGUUCAGUGCCAUGAUCUCAGGCCUAUUCCAGCUCGGGAGUGCCUAUGAAUGGGUUGUCACUAAGAAAUCAGGCCGGUCAUCCGAGGGCGAUCUCUUUUCUCUAGUCAAGAAGGAGCCUAAGCAGCAAAGAGUGGCCUCAGUGCCCGAUCUUGAAACUGUUGCAAAGGUGGAGUCCCAGCUGAAAAAGGAGUCUAAGCAGAAGCAUAACAGAAUCUACCGGAAGGAACUUGCACUUGCAUUUCUUCUGCUGACUGCUUCACUUCGGAGCUUGCUCUCGGCCCAGGGUAUACACUUCUACUUCCUCCUCUUUCAGGGUAUCUCAUUCCUCUUGGUAGGUCUUGACCUGAUCGGCGAGCAGAUUGAGUGAAAAGGUAAGAGGAGAAUCUACAUGAGAACUGGGUUGCUACUGAACAUGAUCACAAUUAGGGGAAGGAUUUAUCAGUUUAAUGACAUCCCAAGAUCGUUUUGCAGAGGUGUCUGAUAGUCACAAUUGCAGCCUGCUGCAUUCAUCAUUCUUUCAGGUCCUAUUCUUUUGUAUGAUUUCACUUAUAGUAUAGCAGUUUAUUUUGAUUGUUUGAAUAUCAGAUAUUAAAAAAACUAACAUUUUUAUUGUAAUUUCUGUGAAAUUCCUCGAAGAAAUAUUGGCACUAACAAUGAGAUUUAAGGCCAGCAACCAAAAGAAGUUCUAAUACAGAGAUAAGUAAUAUUUCUUGAUCAG